Messenger RNA from Caenorhabditis briggsae, 1725 nucleotides. RefSeq names its product Protein CBR-EIF-3.D (gene Cbr-eif-3.D). The record is from RefSeq and is a predicted model, not a curated record. NCBI's taxonomy places the organism in Eukaryota, Metazoa, Nematoda, Chromadorea, Rhabditida, Rhabditidae. Gene Ontology annotation, molecular function: translation initiation factor activity. Gene Ontology annotation, biological process: translational initiation. Gene Ontology annotation, cellular component: cytoplasm; eukaryotic translation initiation factor 3 complex. The transcript is spliced from 4 exons. Bases 1 to 1725 code for a protein of 574 amino acids.
AUGGCUACAACAGAACUACCGAAAUUCGAAUUAUUGUCGUUGGCUGAUAACACGUCCGGAUGGGGACCAUUGACAACCAGCUCUUCGUCUGUGGAGCCAGUUCCGUUCCAGCAGUUCAACAAAGCCGAUCGUAUUGGUCGUGUUGCUGACUGGAUUGGAGUCGAUCGUUUCUUCCGAAGAGGAAAUGAGAGAUACAACGAGCGCGUCUACGGAUCCGCUGCCAAUGCUGGAAGCCAAUUCGACUACAUCCACGGAAUGGAUGAGCACAACUUCCAACUCGUCGACACUUCGAAACCAAUGGCUCGUAAUCCACAACGCAACUUCCGUGUUCGUCAAAUGCAUCUUCGAAAGAUGAUGCAGAAGGAAGUGGAGAAGCGUGAGAUGGUGAACCAAACCACCAACUUAAGAAUGAAGAGAAGUAUCGCCAAGGAGCAACAACGAGCCUUCAAGAUGUGGCAACGUCGCGGAGGAAACGCUCGUCAAGGACAACGUGGUCAAGGUGGACGUUUCGGAGGAGAUCGGCCGAAGGAGCGUCUUCCAUCUGUUCAAGUCCGUCCAGAGUGGGGAGUUCUCGAGGAAAUGAAUCUCAGUGCUUUCUCCAAAUUGGCUCUGCCAAAUAUUCCGGGAGGAGAAGAUAUCGGAGAUCAUCAGUACGGAAGUCUUCAAUAUUACGAUAAGACUGUUGAUCGUGUCUCAGUGAAGAACUCAGUUCCACUUCAAAGAUGUGCAGGAGUUUACUACAACGUCACCACCACCGAGGAUCCAGUGAUUCAAGAACUCGCUCAAGGUGGAGUCGGAAACGUCUUCGGAACCGAUAUCAUUCUUGCCACACUGAUGACAGCUCCAAGAUCUGUCUACUCAUGGGAUAUUGUUGCCUACAGAAUCGGAGAUAAGCUCUUCUUCGAUAAGAGAAACACAAAAGACAUUCUGAAUCCAGUGGAAACCCUGACCGUCUCUGAAACCAGCGCGGAGCCACCAUCCUUCGAUGGAAAUGGCCUCAACAACGCCAGAGAUCUGGCCACUGAAGCUUUCUACAUUAACCAGAACUUCCGUCGGCAGGUUGUGAAGAGAAAUGAGCCAGGAUUCACAUUCAAGAACGUUCGUGUUCCAUUUGAAGAUGAGGAGACAGGAGACGCCACAGGAACCGCUUACAAAUACCGCAAAUGGAACCUUGGAAACGGUGUCGACGGAAAGCCAGUUGAGUUGGUUUGCCGUACUGAAUUGGAUGGAGUCAUUCACGGACUCGGAAACGAGACCCAAACCCUCACAAUCAAAGCAUUCAACGAGUGGGACAGCUCGCAAGCCGGAGGAGUCGACUGGAGAACAAAACUCGACGUUCAGAAGGGAGCUGUUAUGGCUACUGAGAUCAAGAACAACUCAGCAAAGGUUGCCAAAUGGACACUGCAAGCCCUUCUCGCCGGAUCGGAUACCAUGAAGCUGGGAUAUGUCUCUCGUAACAACGCCAGAAGCACCCAAAACCACUCGAUUCUGAAUACACAAUACGUGAAACCAACCGAGUUCGCCAGUAACAUUGCCUUGAACAUGGAUAACUGCUGGGGAAUCCUAAGAUGUGUCAUUGACAGUUGCAUGAAGCAAAAGCCAGGAAAGUACUUGCUGAUGAAGGACCCACAGUCACCGGUGAUUCGUCUCUACUCACUGCCAGAAGGAACAUUCGAUAGCGAACGUGAGAGCUCUGAAGAAGAGAAUUCCGAUGACGAUCAGUAA